Pedinophyceae sp. YPF-701 is the source of this 8484-nucleotide messenger RNA. The record is from the annotation of a GenBank genome assembly. NCBI's taxonomy places the organism in Eukaryota, Viridiplantae, Chlorophyta, Pedinophyceae.
AUGACCACCGUGGCGGCCGCGAGCCGCGGAAAACGGCCGCACGAGGACGCCGGGCCUGCGGCGCUGGGCGCCGCGGAGGACGAUGGUGGGGGCAACGGUCACCUGCCCGGGGAGCUCGUGCACGCGGUGUGGAUCCUGCCGCCGAGCAGAAAGGGCCACCUGUCGACACAGAAGCAGGGGAGCAUCGUCGUUACGGAGGACACGCGCCCGGUCCCGACGGUGGACGCCCUGAAGGACCAAUUCCUCAACGCCUACCGGAGCUCAUGCCCCGAGCUCGCGGAGCUGACUGCGAGUGACCUGGGCGACCUCCAGACGCUCAAGGGCAGGGUCGUGACGGACCUGGAGGCCUACUUCGAGGAGCUGGCGGCGGGCAGUGCCCCCCGGUUCCGCAGGUCGGUGCUCAAGACUCCAGUGGGCGGCGUGCUGGACGGCGCGGGCCUGGACCGGCAGCUGCGGUUCAGCAAGCUGGACGUCGGCACGUACGAGAUCAUCGUGCCGCGGUUCGCGGAGAGGCACGAGGAGAGCCUCGCGGACAACUACAACGAGGCGACGGCGCUGCAGGAGAAGCUGCACAACUCCAUCCAGGCGUGCAUGAACGCGAUGGCGCCCGGGACGAUCCUGCAUGAGUCGGAGUUCAUGCCGAUGAUCGAGAUCCGCGUGGAGACGUGCGACAAGGAGGACGGGAAGCCGUGGAUCGAGAUCCGCGACAACGGCGAGGGCAUGACCUACGACGACAUCGACCGCAACAUGUACACCGUGGGGUCCGGGAGCAACCGCCGGAAGGACGUCAGCGUGCGGCAGCCCAAGCGCUUCCAGGACAUGAUGACCGGGCAGAUCUCGCGCGCCGGCAUGGGCGGCACCCUCACCAACUCCUUCUUCCGCGCCGACUGCAAGGCCUGGUCGUUCCCGCUCAAGGGGACCGCCUGGGGAGAGGGCGAGGGGACGUACACGGGCGGGGAGUGCACGCUGUACGCGCCGCGCGGCGCCGAGAGAGAGCACCCCUCGAAGCGUCCGCUGCGCAGCGACGAGAUGCGGAAGCACCUCAUCGCCACGUCGGAGCACGGGACCACCAUGCGCCUGCACAACCUCAAGAUCGACGGCGAGGUCGACGCCGAGGGCCGCGUCACGCGCAAGCCGCUCCUGUGGAACCGGCCGGAGUACGACUGCAUUCCGAACCACUCCGACCGCGUCUCCGUGGCCCUGGAGGACCUGGCGUGCAUCCUGGCCAACCUCAACUUCAUGUACCUCGUGCCGGUGGACAAGCUGGCGGCGCUGCUGGAGGAGAAGAUGGACGUGGUCUUCAACGAGGAGUUCGUCGCGGGCGCGUCGGCGUACGGCGGGCGGGGGCGCUCCCCGCGCGAGGAGGCCAAGCGGCACGCGGAGGCCUUCGCGUCGUUCCUGCUCGAGAGCCGGAGCAAGCCCGGGUCGGACCGCCCGACGGUGGCGUGCUCGCUGGUGUGGCAGCACGAGGGCGCGCAGCAGCGGCGGUGGGACCUCGGGGAGCUCGCGGAGGAGGGCUACAUCAUGCGCAUGCUGCACCGCUGCGAGGCGCUGGCGCCGCUGCUGCUGGACUUCGAGGUCGACCACCGCGUGCGCGGCGUGCCGGGGCCCGCGAAGAAGGCGCGCGCGGACCAGGGCGGCGCGGCGGCGGGCGAGGAGAGCAUCCAGGCGUUCCUGCUGGUGCUGUUCGGGGGCGCGGACGACGCAGCGCCGGCGGCGUCGAUCGAGCUGCUGGACGACAGCGACGACGACGAGGUGUCGCUGCGGGAGGCGAGCAACAUGCACGCGGCGCGCCCGACGCCGUACGCGCUGCUGCCGAGGGUCCUGGAGGAGCGGCGGCGCGCGGGGUGCGGGCUGAUGGCGGACCGCCUGUGCCAGGUGGUGUGGGAGGGCGUGGCGAUGCGGGCGGACACGCUCGAGCUGGGCAAGGCGCUCGACAGGCUCGGCACGGCGUGCGGGGGGCGCGAGAACGCGCUGCGGUGCGUGCUGCUGGCGACGGGCGCGGUGCCGGUGAACGACCACAAGACGGGCCUGGAGACGACCAAGGUGCACGCCGCGGACAUCAACCAGCUGAUCAAGACGAAGAUCGAGCACGCGCUCGCGGGGCCCAAGAACAAGACCGCGGAGGUGAUGGCGGAGUUCGUGCGCAAGUGCAUCGAGCGGAACGAGUCGGUGCGCGUGGUUCAGGGCGCGCUGGUCAAGUACAGCAAGACGAGCGCCACGUUCAAUGUUGGGUCGGAGGUCGUGCUCUCGCUCAAGGACGGCGCGAGCAACGACGACGCGGACCUCGCCGCGCUCUUCGCCGGCGACGGCAAGGGCACGCAGCCCAUCUUCCGCCUGCUGCACGCGGAGGAGAGGGACGUGGACACGGGGCGCCGGAAGGUCAUGAAGGUCGUGGUCAAACUCGCGCUGCUGCUGCCCGGCGACGGCCAGGACAGGGUCGAGGUCGUCGCGGACGGCAAGAAGCGCCAGAUGCGCCUGACGCAAGAGGCUGCGCAGCUCCUCGCGGACCGCUGCUUGCGGAAGCCCCAGACGUACACGGUGGUGCUGGCGGACGACAACCAGCUGUGCUACUCCGCGCUGCGCCCGCCCACCAUGGAGGACCUCGAGAACUACACGGUGGCGCUGAACGAGCUGCCCACGCUGCAGCUGGCGCUGUCCAAGAAGUCGGGCGACGUGCCGAAGCUGCAGGGGAACGGGCACGUAACAAUCGCGCAGCAACAGGCGAUCGAGUUCGCCAAACUCGGGACCCGGAACGCGCCGGCGAGGUACCUGUGCCUGCGGCGCGCCAAGGUGGUCUCGGGCGCGCGGCUGGUGAAGGGGGACCUCGACCUGCCGGACAGUGGCGCGGGCGUGUGGCUGCUGAAGAUGCUCGAGAUGGUCAAGGUCGCCGUGAUCGUCGACGGCGAGCCGUGCGCCCUCAGGGACACCGAGUACGGGUUCGAGUUCGAGUCCUUCAGGAAGAAGGGCGUCGAUCACAAGGAGCUCAUGAUCGUCCUGAAGGACACGGCGCUGCAGCGCGUCCCGCCGCUGAGGCAGCUCAAGUGCGGGAAGCACGAGGUCGCGUUCGGCGUGGCGGCGCCGGGGCAGAAGGUGCCCCCCCGCCUCGUCGGUCCUCCGCUCGAAGUCCAGGUGGAGACGCAGAAGUUCGACCUCGCGAAGCACGGCGACGUGGCGAAGAUGGUGGUGGAGAACAUCACGAGGCAGGACGGCACGGAGUGCGCCCGGGGCGAGCGCUACGUCAUCAACGCGGACGACCGGCUGAUCAUGCGGUUCAGACUGCAGGUCGACUUUGAGGGGAACGACAACUACGUGCCCGUCCUGCUGCCCCGCGCGGACGACGAGGACCGCGUCAAGCUGAUCGCUACGUCGUGCAAGCCGGCGCUCCUGCGGACAGCGCCCCCUGCCGUGGUGUACGGCGACGAGGAGGACGAGGACGAGGGGUGCAUGGAUAUUGAGCUCCACGGGGUGCAGUUCGACGACACCGUGCGGCUGGCUCAGGAGGACCGCAUCGAGUUCUGCUUCAAGAUCAUCCCCAGGAAAGCGGAGCGACACGUCGACCCCAUAGAGGUCAAGGCCGUGUGCGAGAAGGUCCGGUUCCGUAUGGCCCCGGGCAACAUCGCGUUCGACGCCCGUCUCCUGCGCUCGGGCGUGUGGAACCACCAGUCGCUGGUGCGCCCCGCGGACGAGCUGCCCGCGGGCGUGAGCGACGCCGGGGACGGCGACGCGGGAUCAAAGAUGAGCUUCCGCAUCGUCUCGAUCCACGAGGAGGACGUCGAGGUGUCGGGCAAGCUGCGGCUGGCGGGAGGCGCGGUGUGCCACAGCAGCCGCCUGGCCGCGGAGGCCCUGAGCGUGAACCCGAACACGAACGAGCAGGACCGGAGCAGCACCGUCGCGGAGGUCUCGGCGCAGGACCUGACCGUGCUGAACCCGCUGUCGGGCCCGGACCCCCCCUUUGGCGCGCUGGAGGGCGACAUCGGCAAGUACGUGGGGCGCGGGGACUUCACGGCGGAGAACCUGAGCAAGCUGGGCGUCGGGCAGGUGGUGCGCCUGUCCGGGGACCACGUCGACAACGUGGAGGCGUACAUGGUGCGCAUGCUGGUCCCGGACGCGCGCGGGGGCAAGAAGAGGAAGCUGACGCCGAAGAGCCUGGAGGCGCGCGUGCGCUGGCUCGUUCUCAUGGCCGGGGACUACGUGCUCGUCGACGACGACGGCGAGGAGCGGCUGGUGCUGGUGUCGGGCAUCGAGGAGGCCGAGGUGCGCCAACUCGAGGAGGAGCUGGAGCGGGAGUGGGUCGAGGACGAGCGCGCGCUGCAGAAGCACGAGGAGGCGACGUCCACGAUCAACGUCCUCCCGGCCAAGGUCGUCGGCCGCACGGUGGUGGGGUUCGCGGGCCAGGCGCGCAAGAUCAAGCCCAGCAAGAUCAAGGCGCUGGCGUACGUCGUGCCGCACGGGCGGGAGGGCGACGACCUGCUCGGAGAGAACAAGGCGCGGCUCGAGGACCCGCUCGCGGGCGACGCCGCGCGCCCGGACCUGUUCCGCCGCGAGAGCCCCAUGAAGGUGUUCCCUCCCUCGGCGCUGGUCCCCGGGCACUACAAGCCGCAGAUUCGGAACGAGGCGGCGCGCGCAAACAUCCAGCCGUACCGGUACCCGUGGGAGCGCAUCACGCUCCUGUUCGAGGCGAAGAACGCGCCCACCACCGGAAGGCGCGUCAAGCAGAGCGCGGGGUCCAGCGUGUUCGUCACCAAGCACCUGCCUGUGGAGCUGCGCCCGCUGCCCGUGCGGCUCGUGGCGCGCGCGACCUGCGACGGUGCGACCGAGGUGCUCGACUCCAGCACACCGGUCCGCUUCGUCCCGGGAGAGACCGUCACCGGGCUGUACGCGCGCCUGGAGUACGCGACGGGGCGGCACGUGACGCGCGCGGACCUCCUGCACGAGAGCAGCGUGUUUGACCGCGUGGAGCUGACGGUGCGCCCGCGCGGGGAGCGCGAGGGGGUCACGCGGUCGUUCAGCUUCACGACCGGCGAGAUCGACGUCGACGCGGACGGCUGGUUCCCGCUUCCGGAGCUGGGCCCGGGGGAGCUCGACACGAGUCAUGUGGGCGCGUUUGACGCCACGGCGACGCUGGUGCUGGACGCGCUGCCGCACGCGGGCGGGGGCGGGGAGGCCGCGGAGGGGUGCAGCGCGGAGUUCGGCGUCGUGAUGCGGCAGGCGGGGCUCGGGGACCGCGUGGAGGUGCAGAUGGGCGGCAACAGCUCCGUGGUGCACGUGGGGACGAACGUGGUGCUGCACCUGCGGCUGUGCGACCUUUCGGGGCGCGCGUAUGACGACCACGGGCCGUUCGACAUGGCCGUGAAGAACAUCGACCUCACGCUCAAGGGCGCCGACGCGGAGCAGGCGCAGGUGGCGUCGUUCGACGCGGCCUACAACCUGACGGUGGUGCCCGCGGGGGACCACCUGGAGGCCACGCUCGCGGACAUCCGCGUGGGCGGCGUCCCGCAGAACGGCAUCGCGGAGGUCCACGCGGACGUCGAGGUGACGGUGGAGUACGAGGACGGCGCGAAGGUGCUGCGCGGCACGCUGGAGGGCCUGACGCUCAAGCCUGGGGUGGCGCACACGGCGUACUGCGUGAGCUCUGAGGGCGGGACGUGGCGGGUCGAGGGCGAGAGGUCGGUGAUCGAGGUCAAGGACUACAGGAGGGUGCCCGUGGCCGCGGGCCUGCGCGACGUGGCCGGGAACAACACGUGGACCCUCGAGUCCCUCCCCAACCUGGGGUUGGAGCUGGCGUCGGAGCUCAGCGCGCAGACGCAGACGGAAACGCAGGCCGAGGAGGGUACCAGCACGGUCGUGGCGUUCGAUCUUGCGAAGAUGAUGAGGAAGCGGAAGGUCACCAUUGACGGUCUGAACUUCGUCAAGAUGGAGUACAUCAUGUGGUCGUGCGCCGCCGGGGGCAAGAGCGUAGACGUGCCGAUGAAGGCCAGGCUACAUACCAGGAAGAGGGGGGAUGAUGACAGCGGGAGCACGCAGGACGGGCGCUGGCCCUGGACGCCCUUCAUCGUGCGCAUCGUGCCCUCGGUCCUCGUCGUGCCCGCAGGAUUCGUCGACAUGCCCCGGUCGACAGGGGUCGGCCUGCGGCUGUCCCCGCUGGAGUUCUCCGCGGGCACCUUGGUGACCGCGACCGUGACCCUCCCCAUGCUUCACCCGCCCGAGCACUGGGUGCCACACGGCAACGCCCUGAAGACCUGGGCGAGGAAGCAAGCCCUGGGAGAGAAAGGCGACGAUGCCCGGCUGUCCCUCAAGAUUCAAAGCAAGAACAGCGCCGACGUGGACAACGUCGACGAUCUGCUCACGGGCCAUGGCUGGAAGAUCGUGUCGGCAGCGACGACGAGCGACCCCCCCGGGCUGGUCCUCCAGCUGGCGGGCAAGUGCCCUGCGUCGGGCAUCGAGGAGAGCAUCGUGGGGCCGUACACGCCGGGCGAGAAGCUCAUCUACGCGGCGUGGGAGGAGCGGGACCUCCCCGACAGGCCCAAGAAGACGAACCCGCUGCUUCUGGAGCAGUGGGACAACAAGCACCGCGUCCUUCGGUGCGUGGAGUCCGAGGAAGUCUGCGCGACGAUCCUCCCCGGCGAGCUGUCCGAGGUCGUGCUCUACCCGCACGGCACGGCCGCGCCGCCCCCCGGAGCCGCCGCGCCGCCCGUGGUGGGGGACAAGAACCGCGUGUACAGCGUGGGGGCGGAGCUCGAGCCGCUCGUGCUGGCGGCGCGGGACUCGAACGGGCACCCGUACCCGCUCAGCAUGGAAGUGAUCAAGGGCCUCGCGAGGGGCGGGCUCGCGUGGAGCGUCGGCCUGGAGAAGCGGCCCGCUCGCAAGAACCUGUCGGUGGCCGACGAGGAGUGCAUCAACAGCCUGACGAUAGACGGCGGGGCCGUGAAGCGCGGGGAAAGGGACGGCGAGGUGCUGCUCAAGGGCAUGAUGCUCGCCGGUGCGCCCGGGAGCACCGCCAGCAUCACCAACCUGCGCGUCACCGCCGAGGUCCUCGGGCUGAGCACCGCCGCCACGUUGAAAGCGGCCAUCAUCGUGGUGUUCAAGCCCAACCCCGCGGACGAGCCCGACGACACGGACAAGAUCGAGGCCGCGAUCCACGCGGCGCAGCACCAGGGCCGCGAGGCGCUCCGCGAGAUCCAGUCCAAGGACAAGAAAACCCUGGGUUCGGCCCUGCGCGUCAAGAUGUUCUUGAAGGAGGAGCUGCUGCACCUGACCGAAGUCGCCGGGCCCGUGCAGAGCGUGCGCGACGUCGCCGAGGCCCUGUUGGCGAUCAAGCCGGGCACUAGGUGGCACCAGCACCCGGAUCUCACCGCCGAUGCACUGCAAGACCAGAGCAAGAAGCUCGCGGAGAGCCUGCAACAGCUUGACGAGCUGAUCAGGAAGUGUCUCGGCGAUGACCGCGGGGGCGGAGGCGGCGGCGGCGGAGGCGGCGGAGGCGGCGGCCGCACUCCUCAGAGCGCUGGCAAGCGCACGCGCUCGAGCGCGCGGGGCGGCCCUGCGGCGUCGGCCGACACGCAGAUGGGGGCCGAGGCGCUCGCGGAGCUCGGCACAGCGCCGUCGACCAGCAAGGGCCGGGGGAAGAAGAAGCGUGCGGGGCGCCUGCGGAGCCAGGUGCCGCCCGAAGAAGACGACCCGAUCAGCGAGGACGAGGAGCACGUCGCCAGCAAACUCAAGGACAUUCUCACGGUAACACAGCCCUCCCACUCACAACCGCCGAUCCCGCUGUAUCUCAUCGUGAGCCUCGCGACCGAGAAUCCGCUGCGACCCUGCUCUGCGGUGACUGUGCAGCUCGACAGGCCGGUGGCGGAGCUGCUGAGCAAGGCGCACGGCACGACCGUGGCGCGGCUGGCCGCGGCGUGCCAAGCGCUCUUCGGGUCGGACCUGAACCUCCCUCUGUAUGUCGGGAAGCUGCCAAGCGGUGCCCUGGGGUCGCCGUGCACCUUCCUGCGGGACUGCAAGGCCGACCAGGCCACCAAACUGAUGCGCACGGAGCCCGACGGGCACCUGUUCUCGCUCAUGGACUGCAACCUGGUCCAGGUCACGUCCCAAAUCGUGCCGGCGAAGAGCUUCCACGCCAUCUUCCACUACCUCGCGCGGAUGCGUGUGUACGCCCGCCAGAGCGACGCGCACUUGGCUCUCCAGAAGAGCGUGGCGGGGAAUCCGCCUGGGACGCCCCUGCGCGCCACCAGCCUCGACGCGGACGGGCGCUUCGUCCUGAUCUCGGACGCGUGCAGCGUGCGUGCGGAGCGCCCCGCGCAGCACGCGGGCCGCUCGACGCAGGGCGGCAACAAGCUGCUGAUCGAUUGGGGGUCGGGGUCGGUGCUGGACGAGCUGGUGCGCCAGGUCCAGGGGCUGAUGAAUGCCCUCGAGAGGCUGCUGGAGGCGCGGAUCGAGAUUUCGGUCCAGGAGAGCAACAUGCAGGGCGGCGACAUGUUCUGA